This is a messenger RNA of Neocloeon triangulifer, 1013 nucleotides long. RefSeq lists its product as uncharacterized. The transcript has 8 exons. Gene Ontology annotation, molecular function: carbohydrate binding. NCBI's taxonomy places the organism in Eukaryota, Metazoa, Arthropoda, Insecta, Ephemeroptera, Baetidae. The record is from RefSeq and is a predicted model, not a curated record. Gene Ontology annotation, biological process: biological process involved in interspecies interaction between organisms. The coding region runs from base 35 to 838 and encodes 267 amino acids. Gene Ontology annotation, cellular component: external side of plasma membrane.
AAGGGCAAAGGGCAGUGAUAAAAGCCAGGGAUAAAUGGCGUUGGCAAAUCGCGAGAGUGACCCACAAGUGGAAAGACCGACCAUGGCACGUUUCUCUAUGCUGAUCCUUUUGCUUUUCGCCGCCGCCCUGGCCAACGAAUCUUCAAACAAGCCGGAAGAAUCCGAGUUUCAGUUGGAAAUGUUGCAGAAUUUGAACAAAACGAAUGAAAAGCUGGACAGAUUGAUGAGAAUCGUCUUUGAUCAGGUUGUGGAGACGCGGAAGGUGGCCGAGGAGCAAACCAAAUUGGCCAACGCGACCAACGAGAAACUAGACCAACUGGCCAAAACCGUCGAACAGCACCACAAUCAGACUCUGGAAUAUGUGAUGCAACAGAAUCAAAAGCUGGACCAAUUUCCCAAGGAAAUGAUUAUCUCAGCCCAAUGCAUGCUCGCUCGUUCGGCGACUUUACAUACGUUGUCCAACGGCAAGAAGUACCACUUCAACAGAACUUCUGAUAAUACAUGGUUUGCAGUAAACGAGACUUGCGCUCGAUUGGGCCUUCACAUGGCCACGAUCACAGACCUGAGGGACGCAAAAGUCGUGUCGGAAGAGGGCGAGAGAAUUAUUGGCAGUUAUGCUCCGUGGGUUUCGGCGAAAAACCAAGGAAGGGGAAGCAAAAGGGACUUCCGGUGGCAGGACGGGACCAAGUUGGAGUUAAACAGUCCCUUGUGGGAGCACGAUGCGGACAAAACACAGGACUGCGUCUAUAUCUUUAAAGGGAACAAGAACAAAUUGAACACGCUUCAAUGCUUCGCUACCUCCAGGAUACUUUGCGAACUCCCGAGGGAAUGCUACUGAUCUCAUCGGGAUCAGAGCAAACUCUUAAAGGGAUUGUUUUGAAUUUUAAAAGAUCAUUUUUUUUUUCAAUCGUUGAAUAGAAAUAAAGCAGAGUUUAUUUGUCCACAUUGUCUGUAGGCCAAACUAUGCAAUUCAAAAGGGGUAAAAUACAAUAAAAACGAUUAUUUCUUUUAAA